AUGUCAUCAAAGUUUCGAUGUUUAUUCAAUCCUCGAAUACAGAUUGAUGUCAAUCGGAACAUUCUACCGAGCUUCUCGGUGACGGUAAAACACCAACAAUGUCUACGACAAAAUAACAAAAGAACAUUUGUCGAAACGUCGAUGACGAAACUUCAAAAAAACUUAUUCGACACGAGUCUAUUUGUUCAAAAGCUAGAAUCGGAAGGAUUUACCCGACAGCAAAGCGAAGCGAUAAUGAAUUCUUUAUCGGAAGUUAUAGAUGAAAGUAUGCAGUAUUUAACUAGAAAUAUGGUAACCAAAGCUGAUCAGGAAAAAGCCUUGUACACAACCAAAGUGGAUUUUGCUCAAUUAAAAUCCGAGAUUCAAAUGCUAGAAAAAAAUGAUUUCUCAAUUCUAAAGUCGGACAACGAGAAGUUGGUGGCGGAGGUAGAAAAACUUAAGCAGAGGCUCGGAGAGGAGAUCAAGAGAACGCAAGCCAGUACCAGGCUAGAACUCAAUUUGGAGAAAGGCAGGAUAAGAGAUGAAUCAAGUAUGUUGGAGAUGAAGUUAAAGGAAACUGACACACGAUUUGAAAGUGAAAUCAGUAAUUUAAGAACUCAGAUGGAAUCCAUUAAAUUUCAGACCCUACAGUACAUGAUUGGCAAGUACAGUACAUUGACGGGUGCUGGAGCAUUGAUUUUAGCAUACCUGAGAAUGUUUCGAUAG
Acaulospora morrowiae is the source of this 705-nucleotide messenger RNA. The record is from the annotation of a GenBank genome assembly. Lineage: Eukaryota; Fungi; Glomeromycota; Glomeromycetes; Diversisporales; Acaulosporaceae.